This is a messenger RNA of Acanthosepion pharaonis, 1197 nucleotides long. NCBI's taxonomy places the organism in Eukaryota, Metazoa, Mollusca, Cephalopoda, Sepiida, Sepiidae. The record is from the annotation of a GenBank genome assembly.
AUGUCUCCCCUCCGCGUCACACCUCGACGAUUUGAUGUCUCCCCUCCGCGUCACACCUCGACGAUUUGUUCUCUCUCUCCAGUCAGCUCUGGAUGCUUUGUUCUCACUUACUCUCCCGUCAUCUCACCACGCUUUGAUCUGUCCCUCUAUCCACAUCCUCAUGCUUCUGGUCCCCUUUCUCCCUCUCUAUCCACUUCUCCACGAUUUGUUUUCUCUUUCUCUCUCUCAUUCUGUCCACUUCUGCACGUUUUGAUCUCUCUCUCUCCACCUCUCAACGCUGUUCUCUCUCUCUUGUCCACCACUCCAUGUUUUAUUCUCUUUCUCUCUAUCCCCCUCUUCGUGCUUUGUCCUCUCUCUGUCCCCACCCUCUUCGUGCAUUGUCCUCUCUCUGUCCCCCCCCCUCUUCGUGCAUUGUCCUCUCUCUGUCCCCCCCCUUCGUGCUUUGUCCUCUCUCUGUCCCCCCUCUUCGUGCUUUGUCCAAUCUCUCUGUCCCCCCCUCUUCGUGCUUUGUCCUCUCUCUGUCCCCCCCCCUCUUCGUGCUUUGUCCUCUCUCUGUCCCCCCUCUCUUCUGUUUGUCCUCUCUCUGUCCCCCUCUCUUCGUGCUUUGUCCUCUCUCUGUCCCCCCUCUUUCGUGCUUUGUCCUCUCUCUGUCCCCCUCUCUUCGUGCUUUGUCCUCUCUCUGUCCCCCCCUCUCCGUGCUUUGUCCUCUCUCUGUCCCCCCCCCCCAUCUUCGUGCUUUGUCCUCUCUCUGUCCCCCCCCCUCUUCGUGCUUUGUCCUCUCUGUCCCCCCCCUCUUCGUGCUUUGUCCUCUCUCUGUCCCCCCCCCUCUUCGUGCUUUGUCCUCUCUCUGUCCCCCCCCCUCUCUUCGUGCUUUGUCCUCUCUCUGUCCCCCCUCUUCAGAAAACUUUGUCCUCUCUGUCCCCCCCUCUUCGUGCUUUGUCCUCUCUCUAUCUCUCUAUUUAUUUCUCCAUGCUUUGUUCUCUCUCUCUCUAUCCACUUCUCCAUGCGAUAUCUCUCCCUCUCGUCUACACCACACACUUUGUUUUCUUUCUCUCUCUCUCAUCCCAACCCUUGGUAUUCUAUCGCUAUCCACCACCCCAUGCUUUCUUCUCUCAAUCUGGUCACCUCUCAACGUAUUCUCUCUUUCCCUCUCUCGUCACCUCUCCACAUUUUGUUUUCUCUCUGUGGCGGACAUGA